Cephus cinctus (wheat stem sawfly) is the source of this 14119-nucleotide messenger RNA. It is a transcript of the gene cic, whose product is annotated as putative transcription factor capicua. Lineage: Eukaryota; Metazoa; Arthropoda; Insecta; Hymenoptera; Cephidae. The coding region runs from base 4075 to 9942 and encodes 1955 amino acids. The record is from RefSeq and is a predicted model, not a curated record. The transcript is spliced from 22 exons. Gene Ontology annotation, molecular function: DNA-binding transcription factor activity, RNA polymerase II-specific; RNA polymerase II transcription regulatory region sequence-specific DNA binding. Gene Ontology annotation, biological process: regulation of transcription by RNA polymerase II. Gene Ontology annotation, cellular component: nucleus.
GUUUUCUCUCUUACUCGCUUUAGUAACGUGAUCGUUCGAUAGCUCAAUAGCUCUUUCUCUCUCGCUCUACCCAUAACAUCCGCGUACCCUCGAAACCCGUGUUCAUAAGGUUUGCACGACUUUGCUAAAGAAACGUGGUCUAGUCAGAUCUGCUCGAGUCACCUUGGGGAUGGUUGAGACGACCUUAACCGUGUCUUGCCGCGCGCGAGGCCGUUUCUUUACCAAUUCCAAGGAAUAUCAUUUCUAUCCGUCAAUGACUCGAUCGGCAAGACACGUCCUUCUCAUACGUUAUUGAAAAAUGACAGACUUAUGGGGAUUAUAAGCUUAUGGGGAUUCUCACGAAUGCCUUCCUGUCUUUUACUGCCGCUAUGUCCAUCGUCUCCCUUUGCCGAUUCCCGUCGUGUUACAGUUGAUACCGGUUCUCUCUCCCGUAUCAGCACGUUCGACCAGCUAAGUUACUUCUGCUGUUGUACCGCCUGCGCCCUGCUGCGACGCGAAUCACUAUUUCAGUUUCUUUCUCGACAUCGAGACUACUGAGAACAUUUUCCCUGAAAUCAAUCUUGCCCUGAAAUCAUCCAUAAGACUUUGCCGAUCUUAGACUACGCAUGAUAGUUACACAGAGAUUUCUUCAAAUUAUUAUUGCCUAUAGAAUUUUAGGUUAGGAUCCUUCUGAUACCUCUCUUAUACUAUUGUAAGACAUACUCUGGAAGAUUCACGCUCGAUCGUACGACAAGCAUUUCCGAAUGCACUUCGUGCCGUCCACGACGGAUGAAUUAUUGAAUUGCAUUGUCGUCCCGACCUCGAUCGCUUGAGAUUUGACUUCCUGAUGUAUAGAUGUGUACUUGGAAGUUUCAUGUCAUUUACGUCGAGCUACUAUCGUUUACUGUUUUGAUCAGCGUAGACGAGUAUGAAAUAUUGUGAAAUAUUUAGGACACAAUAUUUAUCGCUCUUUUUGUUAAACUUUUCAACAGCAGGAAUGUCAUUAUCGAGUUUUUCUCAUUAUUAAAUUUUUAAUUCGUCACUGCUCAUGUAAAUAUUGUUACGUAAAACCAAAUCGUAUUAUGCACUUUGACACGAUUGUCACGACGCUCCUGAUAUAGAGAAAAUGAUGUAUUGCAAACAAUUACGCAAUUGGAAUAGUUUCUAAAGUCUGUGCCAUACAGUGCGACAUGGCAAUGACCCCAAAACUACGUGACCUGUCUUCGAGAAAAAUGAAUAAUUCUAUUUAUCAUCGUCAAUGUUAUAAAUGUAUAACAGGACAUUCUUGUGUUACAGUGUUAAUUCGAAGUCAUUUACAAAAGCUAAUGAUGUGCCACCUGUUAUCGUGAUAGAUAAGCAGAAACUUCGAUAGCUGUGACGUAUAAUGAUUUACUGGACGAUAAUGUUUCAUUGUAAUUAGUACUGUAUUAAUAAGCUCGGUGUAAUAUUUAUUUAAACGUGGCUAUACAAAUGUGUGAAUUCUCGGCUGUAUGUACACGUGUUUCACGUUGAGAGGGGAUUAUCUUAUUUUCGUCGCUGAAUGCAAGCUUGCUGCUCUCUAUUCGCUGUAUUGACCAUAUUGAGCUCAACAAUUUUUAGACUGUGAAACCAUGUCCCUGCAUCUUCGUUGGCCUGGUAACAGGAGUCGCGAAGAAAAAGCGGAAAAGAUCAAUCUUUUGACGUGUAUAAAGUUGGUACAACUACUUCAGCACAAUCACUUAAAACAAAUAUAAUAAUUUAGUGCUCUUUAGUCGCUAAUUAUUUACUUUAUUAUCAAUUUUCAUGCUUCAACCCUUUAACAGGAAGCAAUGACUGUGUCACGGGACGGGCAAAGUUAUCAUAGCCACAUACAAAGGAAUAGAUAAACCAAAGAAUAAGAUAUGAAAAUUUGAGCAUUCUUAAUUACUAAAUAGUUGCUGUAUUUAAACAUUAAAAAAAUAUAUUUUCUCUUGCUCCCUAAGCCGAAGUACCGUCUUCCCGGCCGCAUUUGAGUCCGGGAAGAGCCACUCUUGUGGUCUGCUUGCCUACAUAUAAACAAAUGCAAACAAGUGAAUGUUCAAUCACAAACUCUAAGCGCCUGUGUUUUUACUCAACUCUUCAUAACCGUAAAUUUGUAAUGUCAGUUGAACAAUGAAAAACGGGAAGACGGUACUUUUGGCUUAGGGAGCAAGAAAAAUAGUAUACGACCCAUGGCUAAAAAGUUAAAUGCCCUGGCGUAUGUGAUAUAAAGGCCGAGGCGAAGCCUUUAUAUCACAUACGCCAGGAAAUCCAACUUUCUGGCCUAGGGUCGUAAUAUACUAAUUAAAGGUGCUGAUAGACUUUUGUCGUUGGCCUGUAGGCAAAAUGUACAAACUGUAAAAACAAGUAUACAUAUAUGUAUUGUAUAUUGUUUAAAUCCUCAAACAAAUAUAAAGUUUUGUCAAAAAACUCCCUCUUACCACUACAUUUUUAAAAAAAUGUUUAAAUACAGCAACUAAAUAGCGCAACAAUUUUUAUAUCUUAUCAUUUCGUUUAUCCGUUUUUUGUAUGUUACUUUGAUAAUUUUACCCGUACUGUAGCACUACUUUCGGUUAAACGGUAAUAGCAAUAAAAUUGAGAAUACAACAAACGCUUAGCAACCACAGGGCACUGAAAUUUAGACGCAUCCUGUCACAACCGCUACUUCCGGUUACAGGUUUAAAGGAACAAAAUUUGAAAUAGAGUAAAUAUAAUAAUUAGCAACGAAAAAGCAAUAAAUCAUUAAGCACGUUUUAAAUGAUUAUCCUGAAGUGGGUUUGUCAAACUUAAUACACAUAACCCUUUAUUGUAUCAAUCUAAUAAAUUAAAAGUCCCAAAGGAUUUCAUUUGUAAUAUUAUAUGUCGAAUAUUGAAAUUCUCUCUUAUAACGCUGAGCUAACCAGGAAUACGUUGCUGGGUUGCCCACUAUUCUGUAAAACUUGACUGCAGGGAACCAUAAACUUGUAUCUGGUUGUCGAUCAAAUAAUUAACAUAAAUACAUUAAUAAUAAUUAGAUCUAAACAUUGAGGUGUAUAGUAAUGUCAUUUAAUUCUUGAAUCGAAGUUUCCAUUUAGAUAAUUGUGUUUCCUGAUGUUCAUCAGUGAUGCAAGACCCAGAUCUUGGGAAUCGAUUUCUAUGUUUUGAAUCGUAUUCAUUAUUUAAAAUGAGAUUUAAUCUGCUUUUAGGAUUUAGAGCGAUUGUAAUAUCAUAUAUUAAUUUAUCGUCUUCGUAGAAGAGAUACACGCUGUCAAGUGAGAAUCGGAAUGUUCUAUUGAAAGUUUCGAGCAGGACUUUUCGUCGAAGAAAUUUUAUACUAGAGUACGACAAGGACUGCGCAAUUUAUAGUGUUGCAACUUUGCUUGAUAAUUUCACCAAGUUCAUGUUGUAAUAAUACGCGAUGUUAUUUUCACAUCAGCAUUGUGGAUAAUAAAAUGUAUCUCUGACAAGUUUUCCGAGAUAGCUUUCUCGACUACAUUAUUAUAAUAUAUCUUGCGAGAAAACAAUCACGACGCUACCUUCUUGGCGAGCUUGCCACCAGAUAUCCUGAAAAUAUAAAUUAUAAGCGAAGAAACUUUAUUGCACUUCCCUCCCGCAUUCGCCCUCGUACAUUAAACUGUGCACAUAUAUCAAACAAGUCCUUUUAUUCACGACCGAACGUCUCCUAGAUAGUAGUAAAUGGCGAGGUACAGCGAGCGAGACAUAGAAUUUCCAUUGACACGAUCAAUUUGACUAUUUUCUAUAGUAUCGUUGUUACAUACCUUAAGCUUCAUUUGCGACAACUAACGUCUUUAAGAAACGAGAACGAUAAGUGAAGAUCAAGAACCAAAAAAGAGGACGGAAGUGUCGGUCUAAGGAGAGAACUUUUGGGGGAGGAUGCUUGGGAGCUGGGACUGGGAAGAAGAAUUGGAGCUGGGCGAGGGAACGACCACCCUGUUGCAAGAUAGUCAGAGAAGAGAGAGCCCCGACUCGACACAUCCCGUCCCCGACAGCCGGGUGCUGAGGUAUGCACCCAGCCGCUGCAAAAACCACCCUCCUGCCUUCGACUCGCCACACUCUGGUCCAGAGCCUCCCCUCGACUGUAUCGACUAGCAGCGUGGGAUGGCAAAGAUGCUGACCGCGCGUCCUGAGAUGCAUGAAAAACGGGAUUCCUUAGGCGGAGGGCAAUAUGGAGCCGGCGGCGGUGGUGGGACGGCCAUUGAAGAGAAUUCUGCUCCGGAACAACCACCCCCGCCGCCGCCACCACCGCAGCGAGACCCGUCCGACCCAACGAUCAGCAUUAAAAAACUCCCGAAGAAAAGAAAGUUCGACCCGUCCGAGCUCGAGGAAAUGGACAAGACGAGCAACGUCACGAGCAAUGUUAGUAAUAUGGUCGGCAUUCGAGCAACUAAUCAACCAUUGAGUCAAUCAGCUUUGGUUCAACAAUCAACGUUGCCCAUGCCACAAGCACAGCAAUCGCCGAAUCAACAGCAACAGACUGAUUGUUACCAGGUAUCCACAGUACAAUCGGUGGUAGUGCAACCUCCGCAGAGCAUGGCAGUGGAUUAUUCCCUCCGAGAGGAACCGCCGCGUUCUCGUCCUCGACCAUCUCCCGUUGCGAUUGACCUCAGCGAGUGGCGUGACCACAGAGUGUUAGCUUUAAGAGAUUCCCAUUACUAUCCUGGAGUCAUUCGCAAUGCCAACCAGGGAGAGAUCUUCAUUGAGUUCGACGGCGAAGGGAAGCUAGUGCGAUACGGUGAUUUUCUGGGUGCAGGGAAAUAUGAUGUGAUAAGUGAUGCUAGCCCGCGGGUAGGGCAAGUGACAUUAAACGCAAAGGUUUGCGUUAGGUGUCCGACUUCCAAUAGUCACAUCGACUCGUUGACGAACGUCUUCGUGAAAGGGACUGUGUACAAGAUCUUAACUAAGCCAUUACUUUUCGUUGUAAAAAUACCAAGGGAAGAUGAGCAGUACGACAGUUAUGUUGUGAAGCGUGCGGACUUGAGAUUAGUGCAACCUCCUUGGUGGGACGAGCUCCAGGAAGGAUUGGAGGAUUGUGAGACGGCGAGGGGUUUCGAAGAAGUUGAACAAGGAUAUAGAAAUUCUUUGGAAGCUCCAGCAUCGGUACCCAUUAUGCAGCUUCAUCACACUCCGCACCAUACCUCGCACAUACCAUUGCACGGUGAUACUGGCGGAUAUUAUAGAAGUACUGGUACAAGUCCUCUCAUGGCAUUGGUUACGCAGCCGCACUCUGCUGGUAGCACUGCGCUCAGCAAUGGGAGCAGAGUCUUUGACGAUUUAGAAAGCGAAGAUGAUUUAGAUAGGGAAGACAUUACAUUCCCUUCGGACGCAGAUGCAAAAUUAUCAGGGAGCAGUAAGAGAAGCAGCAUGCAGAGUCGAGGGAGUACCAGUAGCCUAGUUGAGCAACGUAGCAUAACUCCUCGUUCUCAGGCAGCCACACCCAGAUCUCAGGCGGCAACGCCACACAAAUAUAAAAAGGGUGAUGUAGUGGUCACGCCAAGUGGAAUAAGGAAGAAAUUCAAUGGGAAACAGUGGCGCAGACUAUGCAGAGAGGAUUGUUCCAAAGAGAGCCAACGGAGGGGUUACUGUUCCCGACACCUUAGCCUUAAAGGUUCUGGACUCAGGGGCCCCACGAGUACAUUUUCUGGGGGUAAGAUAGACGGAGAAGAGACAUCCAGAGAUUCAGAUACCUCUCCGAAUUAUGGUGAUAGAAGAAUAGCUGGUCGAUUUGAUCAAGAUGAGACGGAGGCUGCUAAUAUGCUCGUAUCUUUAGGAAGUUCACGAUCGGCGACACCAGCUUUUUCAUCGCCAACGGGACAGUCAUCCGUGUCGCCAUGUAUAAAUCAGUCUCCUGUACCUCCGUUGGGACUCAAUCAAAAUGUCUUCAUGCCAAUAUCCAGCCCUGCGCAUCACGCUGCGCCGUUAAUAUCCCCUGGCGCAAAGUGGAAGCACUCUCCCACUCAACAGAAUUUUUUGGUUCAGUACCAACAACAAGUUAUCAAGCCAGAACCCAAUCGCAUGGUCAGACCGAACAGACCAGCUCCGACUGCACCUGCCAGUAUAGGGACAAGUGUAAUACGAAAUUCUCCAGUAGGACGCAGUAUAACUGGACAAAACUUAAAUCUGCCAUGGUCUGAUCAAAGCCCACCACCAAGGCAUCCCUCGGUCGUAACAUCCAUGGCUCAACAACAGCAACAACAACAACAGCAACAGCAGCAGCAGCAGCAACAAGGAAUAAUACUACAACACGCAUUGACUUCAAGCAACGGAUUCUCGAAUCACCCUGAAAUGAUGGAGCAAAACACCCAGCUAUUGAAACCACCUCAUUCACCUCAUAUCCCUCUUUCGGCUCCAGCACCCCAAAACUUGAGCAUUCUUCAUAAGUCCCAGGAACAGCCCGUCGAUUAUGCCCAACCGCAGCCUCAGGCCCAAUCGAUAUAUGUGAUGCAGCAUCAGCAUGAAAAAAAAUAUGUUGUGAUAAAAAACAGUAUGGAAGUUCCGCCUACGGGACACGUAGGAAAUCAGGAUGACAAAUAUAGACAAGGCAUAAUGAAUCAUCUUACACAAAUGACACCGUUGCAUCAGAAUCAGUGUCAGCCGCCCCAGUCGCCUGCCGCUUCAUCCGUCCACGUUGACAAGAUGUCAGUUCUUCAGCAGGCAAGUAAGGUGGGUCUUCAUGUAUCUACGCAUAUGGAUAUGCAAAGAAGUCAACCACAACCGCCGACCGUUGUUAUGUCCGCCACUACGGCAAUAACAAACACUUCUACUCCAACAAGUGUCUUCCAACAUGUCAUCGUUCAGCCAAACCACUUGGUGCAAGUUCCGAAGGCUCAACCUCUUCGAGAAGAAAACUCGAAAAAUAAUGGAGUACUCUAUGGCAGCCACGAUGUUCUUCCUACGUACCAGUCUCAUCAUCCAACGAUACUGAACAACGCUAUGCGCAACUGGAAAAAAGCUUUUUCCUGGCAGACGGCAGUGAUGGAUCAGCCAGAGGUGAGUCCACCGCCCUCAGCCCUGAGUCCUCCUUUGAGCGCACCUCCAAUUCCCAUGAGCAUGGGCAACCCUGGUGAAGACGGUCCUGGCCCUGGUCCAGAUCCUAUUACCCCCGCGGAAGAAGACGACGACGAUGUUUUCGAAGCAGAGCCAACAACCCCUGCAGAGGUAGAGGCUAAUGCUAACAAGAGGCGCAGCCAAUCUCUCAGUGCUUUGCAUACCAAAGAGCCUCAGAGUCCAAUGAAGCAAACUAUGAAAAAACCUCCAAUGUUGCAGACUAAGGACAGAAUCCGACGGCCCAUGAACGCAUUUAUGAUAUUCUCCAAACGGCAUCGGGGUCUCGUGCACAGUAGACAUCCUAAUCAAGAUAAUCGGACUGUAUCGAAAAUUCUCGGAGAGUGGUGGUACGCUUUGCGUCCCGAUGAAAAACAGCGAUACCAUGACCUUGCCUCAGAGGUGAAAGAGGCCCACUUUCGGGCACAUCCAGAUUGGAAAUGGUGCAGCAAAGAUAGACGAAAAUCCUCAACUAGCUUUAAGGGCGGAGAACCUAGAGGGAAAUUAAAUAGUACCGGGGAAGAAACAGAUAUGGGACCACCAUCGGAUGACGUACCACUGACACCACGAGCUUCGGAAGACAUUACGGUACCUGUCACCACAGUCUAUAACGAACCUCCUAGCAUUGAGAUUGUCAGUCAAUCGCAUGCACCACAUCGCAUGCCUGAAAUGCCUUUGCAAAUUGAGAACAUGGAUUCCGACGUUAAACAAGAGGAUGACGGAAAUGGAUCCGACGAUGAUCAGAUGGUCAUUUGCGAGGACCCUCAACCUGAAAUAGAUUUAAAGUGCAAAGACAAAUUGACGGACAGCGAUAAUGACGGACAAGAAGAGGACGUUGAAAACAAAAAUUUUGGCCAAUCAAGAUUCUCACCUGUGAGUGGACAAAAGAGAGAAGGGCAGAAUGUUAAGCAAGAAGUAACAUGUAGACCUAAACCAAUAAAAGCACGUUUACCAUCAACUGGAAUAGAGACUACGACAAAAUAUCAUCACACUUCCAUGGACAAGGGUGGCACCGUAUCCGUUUUAUCCACCACAUAUCCAUACCAUAGUCCUGUCAAUCCAACUGGCGUGUCGGGCUUUCAACCUACCGGUGGGGCCUUUAUAACGAUGCCGGUAUCUCCGAAAGUUAUAAAACCGGAAUCAGUUAAGAGUGAACAGCAAUACAGCACGCAGUAUAGUGUGAGCAACCUAGUACUUCCACAGAACAUACAUAAUGAGAAUGGCAGGAAUAUGCCAAAGUUCACGGCUGCUCCAGUCCUUCAUACGAUUGGAUCGAAACCUAUGAUGGCUCUGUUAAAACAACAGCAGCCGUUACAGCCUUUAGCCAGUGCACAUCGCACUCCUACCUCAACUGCCCCUUAUCAACCACCGCUCACUCUGACAUUACUCGAUAACGAUUUGGUGGCUGUUUCCAAACCGCAGCAGGGACCUCAGUACCUUGGCCCAACCGCGUCGCAUCCAAGGAUGUACUGUGGAUUCCAUAUACCUAUUUCUGAUGCUGGUAGCCGCAACAUAUCCGUGCAAAAUUUAGUUGCCGCCAGUAAGGUGGAAACGCCAAGUGUGAUUGUGAGUAAAUCUUAUCCAGUCACCACCUCGAAUUCAAGUACACCGAGUUAUCGAGGAAUUGGCCAUUCCAUUGCUCGACUCGCUGAACCUGAGAAAAAUGACGGUCAAAUAACGGGAAAUCAUGCUCAGUUUUAUGUAAAUAAUAUUAAAGCCGAGCAAGAGAGAAAAGAGGGAGUCAACAUUCUUCUUCCUGUAUCAAGUGAGAAACAUAAGCAGCCUUCGACACAUCAUACACCGCAUACACCUCAUAGUAAUCAGGGUAGUAGUGAUCUUUCUUCGAAUAAGUCUUAUUCCAUGGAGGAAUCUUCAGGCACAAAUAAUGAUGGAACACCGAGCAAGGGACCUUUUAUGCUUGCGCCGACACCGGCGCAGCUUGGUCGGGCACCGUUACAAAGGAGACAAUCAAUGGCAAUGCCUCCCACAUCAAAUGCAGGAGACCAUGGGCCUCUGACGUCUCAGCAUUCCGACAAUCGAUCAGCGACGAAUACUACUCAAAACGCAGAGCAGUCGCAGCAACAAAAUUUAUCGGAACCUAUUGCUUCACCUUCUACUAAAAAGAGUUCGUUCUUUAAGAAGAAUGUGGAGGAUGGCAUGGAUAGAGUUUUGGAGCAAGUGAACUUCCAAGAGAAGUUCUCCUCGCUGCCAGAAUUUAAACCGGAAGAUAUACAGAGUCCAAGUGCUAUCACCAUGAAUACACCUGCAGGGUCAUCUUCCCAUCCAUCAGCGUCUGCCUUACAUCCGUCGAAUUUGUCAUCUUCCAUACCAGGCUACCGUAAGAAAUCUACACAGGGACCUCAUAGACCCACGUUGAAUGAGGACAACGUCGAGUCGGAUGUGUCGGUGUCUGCAACUCCGAAGUCUACAGCGAGCGUGAAGUUGACGGGCAACACGUUUUUCGGUCCGGAUUUCAAUGUUGAUGCGUACAGAGCUAACAGCGAGCUUGUGGGAGACGUCGAUGCUAAUUCUCCAAGGACUCCGAAGACCCCUGGCGGUGGGGUAGCGAGUGCUAUAGGAGUUGGUAGAAGCGACAACGAACGGGGUCCCAGGAAAGUGCUGGAACAGCGAAGACAACUGGUGAUGCAGUUGUUUCAGGAGUACGGUUAUUUCCCGUCGACUCAAGCUACUUCAACCUUUCAAGCCAAGCAUUCGGACAUCUUUCCAACGAAAGGAAGCCUGCAGCUGAAGAUUAGAGAAGUUAGGCAGAAAUUAAAAGCCAAUCCAACUCCGAUGAGUGCUAAUAGUCUGGUUAGUCCGCUGCCAGUGUCAGAGCCAUCUCCUAGCAUAACCGGACCUUUAACUGCUCCUCCUACGUCGAUGGGAGCUCCACUUACACUGCCAGUAAGCAGCAGUGGUAGCUAGCGCCCACGUGCCAACUGUGAUACUAUGCAUCCCUUUACUCCGUAACGCGAGUACGUCAUUAUCCUUUGAAGAGGACGGUGUUUAUUUGCUAGAAACGUUGGUGUGCAGUUUCUUUGCAAAUGCGUAAAGUAUGCUGUAAGGCUUCAGUGCAAUUUGAACCUUGGUUUAGGUUAAUUAGGGUGGUGUGCCAGGGCGUGUUAACAUACAAACAUCAGUUAUUGCCUUUGUAUCUUAUUGUACAUAAAAAAAGGUGGUUACGAUGAGAAAUCCCCUAAAAUUCCAGGAGAAUUAUCGAAAGAGUUUAGAAAACAGAAGCCGUGAAAUUAAUAUGUGUUCAGGAUGUUGUGUUGCUAUCGGGAAUAGAAUUUAAAACUUAAUUACGUUCAGAGCACUGCCGACGUACACGAUCCAGGUUAUCGUGCAGAUACGUACACAUUUGUUCAAAUUAGACAAAAUUGCCGAUCAUCGUUCAUUCGCUAAAAUUACAUUUCUCGAAAUAAAAAUGUACCGUAUCAUUUUAAGAGCAUGAAUGACAUUGAAUUAUACGAAUCGCCGAGAGCAACUAGACACCUCUUUCAAAAUACGAGCUUUCUUCAACGAAGAGUAAAGACAAUACCAAUUUGCGUUCUAGCUCAAGAUUCUGUUACGAUCGAAUUGAUCGAUAUUAUUUUGUAAUCUGGUAUGAUUACAACCUCCCAAUUGCACUCCUAUUUGAAACUAUUAACUGAUUAUUGUACCUUGACACGUCUGGGUCAAAAUUAGAAAAGGCCUAAGCCGUUGUUAAAUAUUGUUGAAAAUACUAUGAGAUCCAGUGCAGAGAGAAUCAUAAUCGGAGAGUAUUAGGAUUAAUGGAAAAUUAUAAAAUGAAAUCAGAGUUUAUAUACUUUAGUUAUACUUUAUAUAUACUAUAGUUGGAAAGGAAAACUCUAUAGAUGAAAAACUACAGUAAACAUUGCACAAAAAUCUAUGUAACGCAAUCAGCAGACAUGUUUAUGUUACGUGUACAUAUUACAGUAUAUUUCGAGAGAUAAAGGGAUAUCGAUUUAAAGUGAGGGGGGGGGGAGAAAAAUAAAUAGGGUGGGUGAGAAAGAGAGAGAGGGGGGAUAGUGUGUGUGUGAUAGAACUAGAAUGUGACAGAAAGAGACUCUGCGAGAAUGUGAGAAUGAAAGGGUGUGGAAGGGGGAGAAAGGAUGAUAAAAGGUGAGAGUACUGCAUCGAUCUUGACAAAACUUGAGAUGGAGACAUUUUCUGGUGAUUCGUAGAUUAAUCCUGUUGGGGAUAAAGAAAAAAAUCGUGCCAUCGUGCGGCGACACAACGGGGGAACGCAUGCAUUAUAUAGUCCCUUGUUAUUAUUGAAAUAACUGUUAGAUGACACUUGGUAUAGAUAAUAUGUAAAAUGUUUCCAAUAUUCCCGAAAGUACUUAUCGACUGUUUUUAGGACUUUGCUAAGAUUCAACGUGUUUACAUAUAUUUUAUAGGUGUUUUAGAAUUGGUCGAUUUUUUUUCUAUUCUUUUUUUUGGCCACCCUAGAUAUAAGCGGUUUUAUAUUGGCCGUGAGUACUUUUUUUUUUUUCUUAUUUUUGGCCAUGACGAUUACGAAUUUUACUUUCAAUCUUCGUUAUAAUCAGCUAACGGUCCAGCACAUGGGACAUAAUGUGAACACGUUAACAUUGAGGUCCUUUUACAAUUCCAAGAUGGUGGCUCCUGGCUGGUUUUAAUGAUGAUUCUUUUUACAAUUUAUAAGUGUAUCUUUUUUGGUUUCCUUUUAGAUUGUUAAAACUCUGUAAACUAUUAUCCAAAUGUGUUGAAUUUUAGCAAAGAUUGUUGAAUUUUGCUGUAAAAUAGAUAAUGCAAUUAGUGGAAUGUUCAUUGAAGAAGCGCACUUUGAAGAGUUUUGAGGUCUCGCGCCACGGCACGCAUAUUGUAGUUAGGAUAGGAACAAUGUCUAUUCUACAUAUUUUGUAAAUAGAAAGUAUGAUACACUAACUGAAUACAUAUUAUAUAAAAUUUAGGAUACAAUUGAAAUAGUAGAGUAUAUAGUGUUGUAAUUUGUAGGAUAACCAUUAUUAAUUAUGAGAGCGAAGGCAGGAUUAGGCUAGUUUAAUUACAGAUUAAUGGGCCUUUAUACGUCGUGGACUUUUUGUGCUCGGGACGGUCCCUCCACCUCUCUUAUCCUUUCUCCUGUUCCCAGAAGACUCGCCCUCAAAGUUAUCCUUUUCCUAAAGUGUCGAAUCACUUUUUAUUUGUACAUAAUAUAUAAUUACGUUACUAUCUCAACACUCAUUGAUUUAUUAUUUUUUAUCAAAUGUGAAAUGUAAUGGCGGCAAGCGACAGUUCCACGGAGGGACGCCUAAGACCUGUACUGAUCUCCUUAGCAAAAUAAAUCUCGACAUUUAAUUAGAUUAGGUUUGCAGUGUACACUCCAUACGUGUAAACGUCAUAUGGGUAACACUUUGCUCGCGUGAUGCACUUUUCGAUGGAUACAUUGCACGAGUAAUGAUGUGCGGUUGCCUAAAAUGUUUAUAUCAUUUUUGAAUCCAAAAUUAGUGAUACUGUAUAACAAUUCGUUCGCAUUAUUCUCAUGAGCCGUUCAGUGAGUACACGUUGAAAUAAAAAAUUUAUUACAAUAAUAUAAUGACAGUAUGUUUCUACGAGCGAAAAGCAUCGAUAAAGUCAAAUCUUUGUAAGCAAAAUAUUUAACAAUAUCAAUUUUGCUUUGAUAAUAAUAAGCAAUGAAACUUCAAUGCUCACAGCUCGUUUCUUAUUGCAUUUUGAUUGAGUUACUUAUAUGUUCAACGAAAUAACGUUAUUAAUACUUAUUUAUUAAUGUCGCAUUUAAAUUAUUUGAUCUUCCAGACCCUAUAAAUUCAAUUAUCAAUAUUGUUAUAACCAUUUUAUUGAUACUCUGCGUUGUGUUUCUCAAUUAAUACGGCAGCUCUUUAAAAAGUUCUUGGAAAGUCCAAACUAAAGAAUUGUUGGAUCGUUGGAUUGUUGGAAGUCUAAACUAAACUAAAGCUUUUCCAAUCUAAAGGAACUUUUCAAAGACUCUCUUGUAUAUUUUGAAGAGCAACCUAUCGUGGAAUUAUCUAUUAUACACAAGCCCACAUUUUGCAGACCAGAUGAUCCGAUCGGCAGAAUGUAACGUCGAAAUCCUUCCUAUGGUUUGUGUUUGAAGUUCUUCAUCAAAUACGUAGGUCUGGAAGUGUCGCCGUGCUCAUUAUGAUCGUAUCAUAGCAUUACUCAUCGCGUAGCUUAUCAUCUUUCUAAAGAUGACUCGAAAAUCGUGAAGAUAACUGAAAGGAGAAGAAUUAAAUUUGAAUUAGGUCUGAACAUGGUCGGGAGCGUCCCUCGUACUUGCCCCGCUCAAAGAAUUAAAAGAAUUACUAUAUUUUCUACUUGUGUAAAUUUUUAAGCUACUUUCCAGUAUUGAUAAGAUUUUCAAAAAUUCUUUGAUAUUUUCUUCCUUCUAUUCCACGUCUCUCUUUUUCUUUCAUUUUCACGCGUCUACCACGCUCUUUUCUUGUUUUCUCACUUUUUUUUUCUUCCUCAUAAUUCCUACGUCUUUUUUCGUUAAUUUUUUUUCUUACUAAAUGGUGAUGAAAUGUGUUCCGUGACUUAGCAGCCAUACAAGUGACUGUGAUCUAGGCAAGCAGAGGUAAAGUUUAAUGGCGGCUACACCCAGUGACUAUUUCUAUCACCAUGUGUAAUUUUUUUUUUCCUGUCUCGAUCCUAAGUAGCUCCGCUUCCUCCAUUACGAAAGCGAACACUCAAUUGCGCCCUCCUACACAUUUAAUAUUAUUAUUUGCGUUAUCGUAUUUUUAUUAUGCUAUUAGUUGCUAUUAUCUCUUAUUAUAAUUAUUAUUAUAUUGUCUCCUGUUUAAUUUUGAAAUAUUUUUAAAAUUGUUAUAUAUCAAUCGAGUAUAAUGUUACGCAAAAAUAUACCACACAUACAAAGAAAAAUAAUACCACAUAUAGAAGUGAUGAAAUGUCAGUAAAUUCUUCUGUAUAUAAUAUAUUUGAGAAGAAAAUUAAUACACGAACGUACAUGUAUAACCGCGUGAGCGAUAUCGCGCACAGAACAUAAACAUACAAUACGUAUAUCAUAAAAUAUAAAUGUAUGAAAAAAAUUAUAAUAUGAUCAAUAUAUAUUUGACAUUUUAUAAAAAAAAAAAAAAAA